This is a messenger RNA of Ochotona princeps (American pika), 2844 nucleotides long. RefSeq names its product lipopolysaccharide binding protein (gene LBP). Gene Ontology annotation, biological process: positive regulation of macrophage activation; defense response to Gram-positive bacterium; defense response to Gram-negative bacterium. The transcript is spliced from 15 exons. Gene Ontology annotation, molecular function: lipopolysaccharide binding. Lineage: Eukaryota; Metazoa; Chordata; Mammalia; Lagomorpha; Ochotonidae. The coding region runs from base 18 to 1466 and encodes 482 amino acids. The record is from RefSeq and is a predicted model, not a curated record.
CCCACAGGGUGCCCAGGAUGGGAGACUUGGCCAGGCUUCUGCUGAGAUCCACUCUGCUGGGAUUGCUACUCACGUCUGCCCCAGGGGCUCUGGGUGCCAACCCUGGUCUGGUGGCCAGGAUCACAGACAAGGGCUUGGAGUACGCGGCCAGGGAGGGGCUGCUGGCUCUGCAGAGGAAGCUCCAGGACAUCAAGCUGCCUGAGUUCUCCGGGGACUUCAGGAUCAAACACAUCGGGCGUGGGAACUACGAGUUCCACAGUCUGCAAAUCAACGCGUGCGAGCUGCUCGGUGCCACCCUGAGCCCUGUCCCCGGCCACGGCCUGAGUCUCGCCAUCUCCAAUUCCUACGUCCGCGUGCAGGGCGCCUGGAAAGUGCGCAAGUCGUUCCUGAGGCUGAAAAACUCCUUUGAGCUGCAUGUCAAUGGCAUCACCAUUGCAGUCAACCUCCUGCUGGGCAGCGAGCCCUCCGGGAGGGCCACAGUAACCACCUCCAGCUGCAGCAGCCACAUCCGCGAUGUGGAGGUGGACAUAAACGGGGACCUGGGGUGGCUGCUGAGUCUCUUCCACAACCAGAUAGAGAACAAGCUGCGCCGAGUGCUGGAGAAGGAGAUUUGCGAACGUAUCAAGGAAGCAGUGACCUCUGACCUCCAGCCUUAUCUCCAAACACUGCCAGUCACAGCAGAGAUCGACAGUUUCGUUGGCAUCGAUUACAGCUUAAUGGAGCCCCCUCGGGCCACAGCCCGGACUCUGGAGGUGAUGUUCAAGGGGGAGAUUUUUCAUCUGAGUCACCGCUCCCCAGUGGAUGUCCUUGUCCCAGCCAUGAGCCUCCCCGAGACGCACAGCCAGAUGGUCUACUUCGCCAUCUCCGAUUACGUCUUUAACACAGCCAGCAUGGUUUAUCACAAGUUGGGGUACGCCAACUUCUCCAUCACGGAUGACAUGAUUCCAUCAGACUCCCAUAUCCGGCUGACCACCAAGUCCUUCCGCGCCAUCGUGCCCCGGAUAGCCAAGCUCUACCCCAACAUGAACUUAGAGCUCCAGGGGUCAGUGGUCUCUGCCCCUGUCCUGACCCUCAGCCCUGAGAACCUGUACAUGGCACCCCAGAUGGAGAUCGAGGCCUUUGUGGUCCUGCCCAGCUCUGUCAGAGAGCUUGUCUUCCGGCUUGGUGUGGCCACUAACGUGUCAGCCACACUGACCUUCAACACCAGUAAGAUCACUGGGUCCCUGAAGCCAGAAAAGCUGCAAGUGGAGCUGAGAGAAUCCAAGGUCGGCGGAUUCAACGUGGAGCUGUUGGAAGCGCUCCUCAACUACUACCUUCUGAACAACCUGUAUCCCAAAGUCAAUGAGAAGCUGGCCCAUGGCCUCCCCCUCCCGCUGCUGAGGCACAUCCAGCUCCACGACCUGGCUCUCCAGAUCCACCAGAACUUCCUGUUCUUGGGUGCCAACAUCCAGUACAUGCGAACAUGAGGACUGGAGAAGGAUGGGGCUUGGAGUCGCAGGUGGACCUGCAGCUUGCUUCCCCAGAAGUACGGUUGAUCCUUGGAGAAGCUAGCAGGGCGCUGGCAUUGCUGGUCCUUCAGGCUCCGGGGGCUGUCUGGCCUCCACCACCCAGCUUCCUCACACCUUCCCUUCCCCGGGGCAUUCGAGCCCUCCUCAGGACUCAAGCCUGCUUCCCUCCAGGGUGAGCCUCUGCCCCGUGGGCCUGUGCUGUCUUUAGGGAGCAGGCACCAGAUUUUUCUAUUCCCAUGCUUGGAAUGGUGCUGGCCCUGAGCAGGUCCUGGUAGAUGCUGAUUGAGGGACUUGCUGAACGCCUCUCUUGGUGUUGUGGCUGAGCCUCCUUACUGCCCACCCUCUUCUUGUCCUUGGGGUCAGCCCCACCUGUGGUGUCCAAAGCUGGACCAUCACCACACUCCCCAUUCUCAUUGGCCACUAAUGCUGCUGAGGCCCCAGCAGAAGAUAGAGGGUUCCCCAUACCACCCAGGCCUGGACCUGCUGCUGUGCCCUGUGCCCUGUCCAAAGACUCGCUUCCACACCCAGAGCCUCUCUCACACCUGUCCUGUGGCCAGCAGAGGAGCCCAGGGGUGUCCCAGAGCAAAGAUUCCAGCCUGUUGCUUUCCCUGCUGAAGCAGGUGUCAAACGGGAGGCAAUGGAUCUGGUGAGGGCUUUGGCCCAGUCGUCUAUGCCACGCUCUCCAACUGCUCCCUGUUGGUGGUCCCCCCGGUUUGGUGUCAGCCUGCUGACAGCCGAGACUUCGAGCCGACUUGGGAGUUGCUUUCCCUUCUAGAUCCGGGUCCCUAGGGACAUUCGGGGACGAGAGCUCGCUUGAUAGAGCUUCCCCCAUGCUAAUGAGCAGCUAGCUAAUGAUCCAGGGUUAGCAGACAACUUAUGGAGAGGAGACGCAGUUUCCCCAAGUGCGACAGCCAUGCUCCAUAUAUCUUCAUCUGUAUUAAUAUUUAUGUAUCCAUAUAUAUAAAUGCUCCUACAGUUGUGCUGCAUAUAUAUAUUCUCUGCAUAUUUUUAAGAAGUACAAGUUAGGUUGCCAGCAAAUGCUCAUUCCAGAACACCGUAGGACAUACCAGGGGCUUUGUGAAGACUCGGGCAGUAUGGCACAAUGAGUUCCACCAGCAUUUCAUAUUGUGGUGCUCACACUCAAGUCCCACUGCCCUGCUUCCCAUCCAGCUUCCUGCUCACGCGCCUGGGAGGCCGCAGAGGCUGGCCCAAGUGCUUGGCUCCCUGUCACCCACAUGAGAGCCCUGUGUGGAAUUCCUGGCUCCUGGCUUCAGCCUGGUCUUAGCCUUACUGUUGUGGGCAUCUGGACAAUAAACCAGUGGAUGGAAAGUCAAUC